AUGGCUUGGGGCUGGGGCGAAUCCGAGGAUGCUCACCGUGAAAUUUACGGCGAGCAGAAGCACGAAAGCCACUUCUCUCACGAACUGAUCGCUGGAGCCGCGUCGUUUGCUGGCAUGAAGGCCUGGGAGGACCACCAGCGCAAGGAAGGCAAGCCCGUCAGCCACGCCUUUGCCAAGGAGGCCCUUGCAGGUAUUGUUGGAGCUGAAGUCGAUAAGCUGAUCGAGACCAAGGGUAUGGAUCAGGUCGACAAGUUCAAGGCCCGCGAGCAUGCCAAAAAAAAUGCGGAGCGGAUGUAUGUGGAGCACUACGAGGAGCGACAUGGUGCUGAGCAGUACGAUCCUAAUCGCUAUGAGCGCCAUGAGAGCUUCAACCGCUGGUAA
Aspergillus tanneri is the source of this 381-nucleotide messenger RNA. Its product is annotated as DUF3759 domain-containing protein. The transcript is spliced from 3 exons. Lineage: Eukaryota; Fungi; Ascomycota; Eurotiomycetes; Eurotiales; Aspergillaceae. The record is from RefSeq and is a predicted model, not a curated record. The coding region runs from base 1 to 381 and encodes 126 amino acids.